AAAAUGGCUGCCAUGGCGCUAUGUCGGUUACGUUGUUUGAGAGAAACUUUCUACCGCAAAUAAUAACGUAAAUCAUUCUUGGGAAGCGAUAGAGGCUGCAUCAUCAAAUUUCAUCAUCAUGGAGAGCCGAAGUAACGAGUCAAUAGCGGGAAUGUCAGCAUUAACCUCGUUACCUGUGAUCGUGAAAGAGGAGCCUAUAGAGCAAAACGGCACCUCGAAGCAAGACUCACAACAACAAUCUCAAACACAGGACACAAUUUGUAUUGACGAGGAGUGCGGAGAUCAACGUAUCGAGUGCACUACCGAGAGCCAAGAAAGUGAGAUCCGCGCCUUCUUGUCCAAAUGUGUCUUCUGUAGUAAAGUAUUCGUCCUAGGAGAUGAUCCAAAGCUUCUGGAGUGCUUACACGCGGCUUGUACAGCAUGUAUCACUAAUAAGCUCAGUGAUCACAAUACAUCAGUGGAUGUGGAUGUGCUGUUGGAAAGCAAUUUGAUUAUGUGUCAUAUUUGUAAUGUAACUACCAAAGUGGAAAAUUUAAUUGAAAACAGAUUUCUCUUAAAGUUCUUGGAGGAAGAUAGUAAUUUGGGAUUAGAUGACGACUCUAAAGAAAUUGAAGAGGAAAAAAAAUGCACCAGCUGUCAUGAUAAUGCUACUGCUACCAGCUGGUGUGUCGAGUGUGAAGAAUUUAUUUGCCAGAAUUGUGUUAUGGCACAUCAAAGAUUGAAGAUUACUAAGGAUCAUACAAUUAAACCCAAGGAUGAAAUGACAAGUGACAAUAGGGAUAACGUCAAAAGAAGCAAUAAGAAGAUAUCUGGAUACUUAUUUUGCACAAUCCAUUGUCAUGAACAAUUAUCUUUAUUUUGUCAGACAUGUGAUAAAUUAACCUGUAGAGAUUGUCAACUCAGUGAACAUCGUGACCAUAAAUAUAAAUUUAUUCAUGAAAUUGCUGCUGAAACUCGUUCCUCCAUGUCUACUUUGCUCAAAGAAGUAAGUUACAAACGAGUAUUAUUAAGAAGCGCGAUGAAAGUUAUAGAGGAUAGGCAAGUUCUAAUAUUGGAGAAGAAAAAGAAUCUUGUUCAAGAUAUAACACAAAUGGUAGUACAAUUAACGAAUGCAAUUAACACAAGGGGAAAACAGUUGGUAAUGAGAUUAAAUGAAGUGUGCGAUCAAAAGCAGAAUACAUUAAAUGAGAAAAAAGUUGCUUUAGAUCAGUUAUCCAAACUUACGGAUCAUUGUAUACUCUUUGGCACUCAUGCUUUGAAUAAAGGCUCAGAUAUGGAAUUAUUAUACAGUAAAAAAUCCGUUACAAAUCAUUUACUAAGAAUAAAAAGCAAACGAGCCGAUAUUCCAAAUCCUGAGAUACCAGUCAGAAUACAUUUGUCUCUGGAAAAAGUGCCAGAAUUAAUAAAAGUGGUAUCAUCGAUUGGGGCGAUAGUCGUCGAUGGCAGAGUAUAUCCGUCCGCAUCUCCUGGGAAUAACACAACAGCAUACAAUGAACCGCAAGUUGAGCCAAAGCAAAUGACAAGCUCGACGAGCGCUCACGCGGACGGUAUUAUUCCGAUUAAUCAACAAGGAUUGUCGUUAUCAGGAGCAACUAUAACACAACAAUCCACCAACAUGCAACAAAAUUCUUAUAUACAACAAAAUAUAAUGCCGCUGCAACUAUCUCAACAACAGCAGCAACAACAGCAACCGCAAAAUUAUAUGCAACAAUAUAAUGCCACACCGCACAAUAUGCCACCCCGAUCAUCGCCACAGGCGCAUCAACCGCGUGUACCAUAUUCUGCCAACUAUAAUAAUAACAGUAGAUUACAACAACCUUUAGUGAUGCAUCAACAACGUCCCUUGGGUAAUUGUCACCAGCAACAAGUGACGUCGUCUACGCAUCCGCAUCAGCAGGUCCAGAAUCUCGAUCAACUUGGACAGAACUCAAGCUUACGCGGGCUUCUCGCACAUAAUCCUUCCCUUCCGCCGCCCCCUUAUCCGUCAUACCGAGCAUCCACCAAUCACGUGUCGUAUCGAUUACCACCUGGAUAUAGAUAUUCCUCAAGUGGUAGCCCUCAGAGAGGACCGGGGAUGGUUCAAGUACCACCGCAUCACGCGUAUCAACAGGCAAAUGCGCCCGUUGGAACGACACGUCUGCCUCAAUGUAAUUUAACUCCCCCAUCAACGCAACAUCUCGGAAGUUAUCCCAUGCAACAUCGUUGGCAUAUACCUCAGCAAGCGAAUCCUUGCCUUCCCUCUUAUACCUCGACAUCUCGACCUCAACACGCAGCUCCCAAUAUGACAGUCCUUCCUACCAAUGAGGGAUACAAAAUUACUUUAAGAAAUCAACAGACCAACAAUAAUCAAAAAUAUAAUGCCAAUGUCGGAAAUGUUAAUUCGUGCGAUAAUUCGUCGCAGUCGCAAAAUUCUACCGUUUCGUUGUUACAAGCUGUCAGUUCGUCGAUACCUAAAACGCCUAGUCCUGUUACCACGCCUGGCAAAUCAGACGAUACUGAGAAAAGUCUAGAUAAGUUUUGUCAGAAAUCAUUGAGUGAUCUGAUGCUCACUAUCGCGAAAUUAGAUAGUAAUGGAAUUUUAGUAAUACCGGAAGCUCAAAGAAAUCAAAUGGAUUCGACGCAAGUUGAUAGUUCCACCGACGAAGAUAUAAACUCCAUGACAGAAAAUACAACAGCAGACAAUUCGAAAAAUACAACGACGCCUAUGGUAAUGAAAGAUGAUCCGAACGAAGAUUGGUGCGCUGUCUGUAUGGACGGAGGAGAUGCGGUGCUAUGUUGUGAUAAAUGUCCGAAAGUCUUCCAUCUUUAUUGUCAUAUACCUAGCUUAAAAUCAUUUCCGGAUGAAAGUGAAACCUGGCAAUGUAUGUUGUGUACGAAUGUACUCGAUUGUUCAGACGAUAUAUCGAGCAACGAAAAAAGACCAACUGGUAUGAAUAGUAAAGAAUUACGAAUUGCGCAAAGAAUCGUCCUAGAACUCUAUUGUCAAUACGAGCAAAGUCUUCCUUUUCGGGAGGUUGUAUCGAGCGAGAUCACAGAUUACCAUCGAAUUAUCAAGAAGCCGAUUGCAUUAGAUAUAAUCAGGGAUAAAUUAAAGUCUGAUCAUACAGAUCAUUAUACAGAUCUGAGACAAGUCAUGGCGGACAUUAGACUCAUGUUUAAAAACGCUUUCACUUACAAUCCUGUGGAUUCUCAAGUAUAUCAAGAAGCUAGAAAUUUAGAAGAAUUUUUUGAAAAAUUAUUAUUAAAAUGGGCACCAAAUUAUGCAUAUGAUGAUCCUUUUCUCGCACCUGAAAAAGAUGAAGACGAAGAAGUUUUUCCACCCAAUAAAAAAUAUAGACGCAUAAUUAAUGGUUAA
Messenger RNA from Camponotus floridanus (Florida carpenter ant), 3355 nucleotides. RefSeq names its product E3 ubiquitin-protein ligase TRIM33. Gene Ontology annotation, molecular function: protein binding; zinc ion binding. The transcript has 11 exons. The record is from RefSeq and is a predicted model, not a curated record. Lineage: Eukaryota; Metazoa; Arthropoda; Insecta; Hymenoptera; Formicidae. The coding region runs from base 119 to 3355 and encodes 1078 amino acids.